Messenger RNA from Hermetia illucens (black soldier fly), 1377 nucleotides. RefSeq lists its product as uncharacterized. The transcript has a single exon. The record is from RefSeq and is a predicted model, not a curated record. Bases 95 to 1285 code for a protein of 396 amino acids. Lineage: Eukaryota; Metazoa; Arthropoda; Insecta; Diptera; Stratiomyidae.
UGUCGAUGUUUUCACUUACACUCCGUUUCCAGACAUAACUAUUUCAAGGGUGGAGGACCUACAAUUUCCCUUUAGGGAAGCUCCCUUGAACUUAAUGGGUUAUCCGGUUCGAUCGUACGUAACAAAUGAUGCACCACGAGCAUUCAAAUACAUCAAUCGACAUGGAAAAACAGUUUACACAGGAUACAGCUUCAAAGUGGUUCUAGCCCUUCUAGAGAAACACAAUGGAACAUUUGUUGAGAUUUUCUACAACAAAACGAAAAUUGUUGACGGCUCAGUGCAACAUCGUAUGCUUGUGGACAGAGAAAUCGAUAUUGCAGUACAUCCUUAUGUAUUAAUGGGAGGGAUACUAUCCGUCAGUUAUCCGAUCACCCCAAUUGACGUUUGUGUUGUGGUACCAGCGCCUCAAGAAAUUCCAGCUUCUCUGUACAAUGUUCUCCCGUUUGACAGAACUGUUUGGUUCACUAUCUUCGGUUCCAUUUUAAUUUUCUUUUUCGUACACUUAAUGGUGAAGGUUACCUCAGGAAAACCUAUUAAUUAUGUAGAAGAUAUUAUCGGCAGCGUGGGAAUCAUCAUCGCAAUGACUCCAGAAAUCGAAAUUUACACUCGUUCCUGGCAGAAUAGGAUCAUUUUCGUAUUUGUUGCAGCUUACGGUCUGAUACUGGUAAGCCUGUAUCAUUCCACUCUGACGAGUCUUUAUACCAUUAAAAUUUAUGGAAAAGGAAUGGAGACUCUAGAAGAUAUAAUGAAAGCUAAUAUAUCCAUUAUGGUUCUUGACACCGAGUGGAUGCCUCUAAGGAAUGCAGUUGAGCCUGAGAAUUUUCAAAAGCAAUUUAUUCCAACUGAAGAAACCGUUUUCAUUGGUCAUCGAAACUAUUUCAACACGAGUUUCGGUUACGUCUCAGCUUCGGAUAGAAUGGAGUGGCUCCUAGAACAACAAACAUAUUUUGAACGUCCUUUAUUCAGUCCACCAAUAUAUUGCUUCAUACCUACUUGUCUGAGGAUCGGAAUGUCACCUUUAUCACCAUACGAGGAAGCUCUGGACAGAGUGAUCUUACAGACCUUUCAGACAGGUUUACGAGAUAAGUGGUUGAAGGAGACAUUUGAUGAUACCGUUUAUGCUGGUAUAGUAAAAAGGAUGAUUGUGUCACGAAGUAAAUACAAACCAUUGGUUUUGGAGAAUCUGGAAUACUUUUGGAUUUUUUGGGCUUUCGGGAUGAUUCUGUCAAUGAUCUCUUUUAUAGUUGAAACUUCCUUAACUGGGCACCUUGUUCAUGACAUGUAAACCAAUCUAUCUAGAUGCAUAGUAUCCAGCACUCAGUAGUUAUUGUAUCACUCAGUUUAAAUCAUACUUUUUAUUUUGGUGAAGCACAAUUG